UCCAAGAUUCUAGCAUAUAGUAGUUAGGAAUGGAAAAAGCAAAGAAUAAUUUCCAGUAAUCUCUUCUAUAUCUUGGGUAACAUUGAAACGAGAGCCAAUCCACUGAAUCAGUUAAUUAAUUAAAGUAGCUAUUAUAUUGUGUGUACUAAAAAAUGUUGAGGAGGACGUACAGAGAAACCUUGGAAAAAGACUGGAACGACGCUGUGGAAGUGUUGGCCGGCGACAAGAACCAACGACUAUGGCCUUAUAUUCUUGAAGAACCGAUGACAAAAUCCAACGACACUCUUCUGCACGUGGUUACCAUGCACUUCAACCACAAGUUCUUUGGAGACUUUCUGAGAUUGAUUUCGGUGGAGGUGCGUAGGGAUAUCCUGUCCGUUAAGAACAAGAACGGCGACACUGCUCUUCACUUAGCGGCUGAGAUCGGGUGUAUUGAGAUCUGCAAGCUUAUCGUCGCAGAAGAAAGGAGAGGUGGUUCUAAUAAUUCCUCGCGAUCGUCGUUGGUCCACAUUCGCAACCACCGACUCGAGACGCCUCUGUUCUUGGCUGCCCUUCACGGCUACGAAGAGACCUUUCUUCUCCUCCACGAGCAUAGCAAGCAAUGCGGAGCCUCCAGAUCCAGCUUCAGUGGAAUGCCAUGGAGAAGGGAACGAGGAGAAACAAUGCUGCAUUGCACCCUUGAACGAGGGCACUUUGCAUUAGCAUAUAAGAUCAUUCAUCUAUACGAUGAAGAAAAAAUUGUUUUCGCUCUGGAUGAAAGGGGAACCACACCUCUUCAUGUACUUGCUACCAAGCAUUCUGCCUUUAAAAGCAGCACCAACUUCGGAUUGUGGAGAACACUCCUAUACCACUCUACCAGUAUAGAGCCACUCCCACCGAAACAACCAGAUCAUUCUGACGAAAACAGAGUAGUUGAUAUAAGAUUGCCUGAAGAUGAAAAACAGCACCAAGAACCAGAUCUUGGAAAGAAAGUAUCUACUAUGUUAAAGACCUACAUGAUGAGUGUUUUCGGCCACCUGCAACGUGAAAUAAAGAAGACAAAGAAGAUGAAAUACAAUCAUGUAUGGUCUUCCCGAGUGAUGAACAACAUUGUCGAAAAACUUGAAGCAAAUUGGUACUUUAUUCAUGGCACUAAUCCUGCUCUUGCUGAUCCCAUAUACGAGGAGAGGGUAGAAAGAAUUUUUUCCAUUAUAAAGAGUAGUGAUGAUAAAAAGUCGAAAACUGCAUUGAAGAAGGAGAAUGAAGCUAACCAAAAAAAGCAGGAGAAUGAAGAGGAAGAGAAUUGGGAGACAAUGCCAAUAAUAUUAACCGCUGCUAAGAAUGGAAUACUAGAAAUGGUUGAAGGAAUGUUGAGUUAUGCUCCGGCAUACAUACAAGAGGUAACAAGAGAUGGAAAGAAUAUAUUGCUAGUGGCCGCAGAAAACAGACAACCUCACAUAAUUGGGGCACUGCAUAGACAGCGUGGUAGAGAUGUGUGGAAGAAUCUGAUAAGAGCCACGGAUAAUGAAAACAACAACAUACUGCAUUUGGCAGCUAGGAUGUCCAAACAUGAAGCUUGGCACAUUGCUGGAUCUGCCAUGCAAAUUAACUUUACGAGCAGUAUCUGGAAUCGGUAGCACCACCACACCUAAUAUUCCAAUACAACAACAAAAAAGAACUCCCAGCCGACAUCUUCAGUGAAAGCCACAACGAGCUCAUGGUAAAAGCCGGCGAUUGGCUUAAGAGCACCUCAGAGUCUUGCUCUGUGGUGGCUGCGCUAAUCGCCGGCGUAGCCUAUGCCACAACAAGCAACCUGCCGGGCGGCACGAACGACAAUACUGGGAAACCCACCCUAGUAGGGCAGCCGGUAUUCAACAUGUUUUUGGUCGCGUCGUUGCUGGCACUUUGCUUCUCUGUGACGGCGCUGGUGAUGUUUCUUUCCAUACUGACGUCACGGCAACAACCAAAAUACUACAAAUGGGAGCUGCCAUUGAAACUCCUCCUGGGCUUGAGCUCCCUCUUUGUCUCCAUUGCCGCCAUGUUGAUCAGCUUUUGCUCUGCUUAUUUCUUUGUGUUUAAGGAUGGAAUGCACCAUAUGGAGUUCAUCAUCAUUUAUGCCGCUACUUGUUUGCCGGUCACGUUUUAUGCGGCGGCUCAGUUUCCUUUGUAUUGGGAUCUUAUCAAAGCAAUCUUUACAAAUGUUCCACAACCAGAUCAUGGACAAUCAUGAAUCGAUGAUGAUGAUGAUCCAUUAUCUACAUAGUGCAAUAUGGAUAUCUUUUCUAAGUCUUAUACGAUACUAAUCUUGAGUGUUAUUAAGUCUUUUGCUAAUUUUAUUCAAGUGAAAACUUAGAUGUAAUUAACUUAAUGUAAAAAUUAAUAAUUGAAAGUUGAUGUUGGAUAAUAAUUUAGUUAAA
Messenger RNA from Arachis ipaensis, 2396 nucleotides. The record is from RefSeq and is a predicted model, not a curated record. Lineage: Eukaryota; Viridiplantae; Streptophyta; Magnoliopsida; Fabales; Fabaceae.